Mytilus trossulus (common blue mussel) is the source of this 1051-nucleotide messenger RNA. RefSeq names its product fucolectin-1-like. The transcript has 3 exons. Lineage: Eukaryota; Metazoa; Mollusca; Bivalvia; Mytilida; Mytilidae. The record is from RefSeq and is a predicted model, not a curated record. The coding region runs from base 104 to 682 and encodes 192 amino acids.
UUAUGUCGAUCAAAUUUUAACAUCUAAAGCGUGUCAGGUGAUGAACAUAGGCGUUAAGGUCUAAAGGACAAUUUGAAGGCAAGGAGAAUCAUUCACUUUUAAAAUGCAGCACAAAACGUGUAUCUUGAUGUUCUUGGUAUUCUUCUUACACUUUUCCAUCGGAUUAGUUACACAUGAAAAGCUGUCGACGCAGAUAAGCACAAACACGGUCAUAUUGCGGCAAAUUUUGGCAAAGUUAAAUAGAGACAAUCCUGAUGUUGAAAGUUUGCAAGAGGUAGCAAUAGGAAAGACAUCGACUCAAAGUACGCAACAUUUAAGUUAUAAACCUGGUAAUGCUAAUGACGGAAACCUUAACACCUUUUCGCACACCACUACAGAACAGUCGCCAUACUGGGAGGUUGACCUUGGUCGUAAUUACAAGAUCAGACAGAUCGAAAUAUUUGUACGGAGAACCUGUUGUGGUAAUCUUAUCCGCAAUUUAAAUAUAACCGCGGGACCAUCACAUAAUCUGAUGACGCGUUGUGGUUUUUACCCAGGACCUGCCAAUACAGGAGAUCACCUGGUCUUUGAAUGCAGACCGAUAAUAAAUGGCCGUUACGUAAGAAUUCAGAAGAAUGACUCGACAAACCUAGCUUUAGCCGAGGUGCAGGUGAUGGCAAUUGUUGACAGGACAAUUGGAUAAAGAGACUUUUUUCUCAAUUGCAUAUAUAUCACUUGAAAUAUAAUACAUGUAUCUCAAAAAGUUUGAUUAAUUACGAAUGGGAGUCUUUUGUCCUCAUGGAUAACAAAUGACAGCAAACAACAAUAUUGGUAAAAAGUUUUAAUAACGAAAGCGAAUUUUUAUGCAAGAUUAUUGGGACAUAACUCCAAAAAUUCAGAUUUAUUUUGGAAAGUUCAGUAAAUGUUUUAUUAGUUUAUGUAGCAAAAAAACAAGUAAGGUUAUCCUAUGUUCUAUCUUCCAGAAGCCUUUCAUAAGAUGUGUAUUUUUAUAUUUUAUUCAAUUUAACUUGUAUAUUUAGUUUUUCUCAUUUAGUAAAGCUUUCGCCAUUUA